Molecule: messenger RNA, 1876 nt
Organism: Beta vulgaris subsp. vulgaris (sugar beet)
Lineage: Eukaryota; Viridiplantae; Streptophyta; Magnoliopsida; Caryophyllales; Amaranthaceae
Product: protein phosphatase 2C 51
Exons: 4
Coding region: 94-1272 (392 amino acids)
Biological process (GO): protein dephosphorylation
Cellular component (GO): cytosol; nucleus
Molecular function (GO): protein serine/threonine phosphatase activity; cation binding
Source: RefSeq, a predicted model, not a curated record
GGAUACUUGGAAAUCCACCUGACGUACUAACACUCACAAAUUCAACAUUUCUCUAUACUUCCACCUUUCUUCGGAGUUUGGAAAUGUGAGGUGAUGUUAAAUCGCCGAAAAAAUACGUUUCAAAUACUUGGCCUCCACCAUCAGAUGAAACAUGUCUGGUGGAGGGGGAAAAAAAGUGAUCAUAACAAAAACAAAUCAUCAUCAACAAUUAUGUCCUUGUAUUUGGCGGAUGAUAAACCAAGUUAUCGUACUAGUGACACCGGAGCUUCAACUAGUCUGCCGUUAAACAUCUAUGAGAUGUCGGCGACAUCGUCGUCUUCACCACCACCACCACCACCAUCAUCGAGCUCAUCCAAAGAAGAAGAGAGCACUCUCAACGGACAACAACAAGCAUUAGUAAGCACAGAGGAAGAAACCAUGAGCAAAUCCAGCAAAAAAACCACCAACAACACGGCCAUACCACAUGGUGUGGUAUCCUUGAUAGGUCGCCGGAGAUCAAUGGAGGAUGCAGUCGCAAUAUUACCCGGCCUCGUUCGAGUAGUUAAGCAUGAUUCUAGCAAGGUGGAGGAAUUGUUGGAUUACGACUUUUUCGCCGUGUACGACGGACACGGUGGUGGUCAUAAGGUGGCGCAAAAGUGUAAGGAGCGGCUACAUGAGUAUGUAGUGGAAGAGAUGAAUGAUGUAGGGAUUAUGAAUGAAUGGGAGAGUGUGAUGGUUAGUAGUUUUGCUAAGAUGAAUGAUGAGGUGGCAAAGAUAAUAGUGGAGGAUUUUGAUGUAAGUUAUGGUGUUGCUGAGGUGGCAAUGGGGUCCACAGCAUUAGUGGUUUUAGUGGGGAAAGAAGAGAUUGUGGUGGCUAAUUGUGGGAAGUCUAGGGUGGUUUUGUUCCAUGAUGGUGCCGCUUUGCCCUUGUCACGUGAUUAUCAGCAUAAGAGACCAAAAGAAAACGAGGGAGUUGAAGCAGCAGAAGGUGAUAAAUCUCUUCAGCCAUCCAUGAUACAUGAGCCUGAUGUCAUAGUUCAUAAACGCAUCCCUUCAGAUGAGUUUCUUGUGAUUGCUAGUGAUGGUUUAUGGGAUGUUUUAUCCAACGAGACGGCCUGCGAUAUUGUGACGAAAUGCUUUUCCGACGAAGUCGUUUGUAAGAUGGUGGUGGAUGGUUUAACUGCGAACUGUGCAUCAGCAUCUGCUGCUAUGUUGGUUGAGCUAGCACUUGCUCGUGGAAGCAAUGAUAAUAUUACUGUCAUAGUGGUGAAGCUGCAAAGUCGUGAUUGCUAAUCUCAUGAAAAAUUGGAAUAACUGAUUGGUAUGACCAAAUGAUUUUUAUUACCACUCCGAACAAUAUAUUACGCACUACUCAUGCAUACAAAUUUUGCUUUUUAAAUGUUCGUAUGGACAUUUUCAUUGAAUCCGAAUUCUCUGUCACAUAAUAUGUUAUGUGUACCACGUUAUAUUAUUAUUUUUUUACAAUUAAAAAGGGGUGGGUUAUAAUAGUAAUAGUCAUAUCCGAUAUAAGAAAGUGGUACAUUAUUGUGAGACAUAGAUUUUGAUUCAUUUUAUUUGUUUGUAUGUUGGGAGUGCUAAAAUCAUCUCGAGUAUUAGGCUGCAGAUGUAUUAUAUCAGGUUUCAGUUUCAUCAAGUUUGUUUGGGUUAUCUAUAGCAAUGUAUUAUAUUUAUGCAUGUAUUAUAGAAAAGGGGUGUAUUUUAAGUUCGUCUGCAGUUUAGUAUUACAGGUUGUUUUUUUUUCUUUUUCAAGAGUUGUACAAAUAGAAUGCAAACGGAAGUUGUCAAAACUAUGUCAUGUAAGUGAUUUUCGUCUUUAUAUGUAUAAUGUUGAUUGUAAGAUGCUUGAAUAAAACGGGAAGCGAACAUUUUAGAGCAA